This is a messenger RNA of Cololabis saira (Pacific saury), 1779 nucleotides long. RefSeq names its product aarF domain containing kinase 5 (gene adck5). Bases 1 to 1755 code for a protein of 584 amino acids. The record is from RefSeq and is a predicted model, not a curated record. The transcript is spliced from 14 exons. Lineage: Eukaryota; Metazoa; Chordata; Actinopteri; Beloniformes; Belonidae.
AUGGGAAUCAGUUCAGGUGUGCCAGUCCAGGUGCUGAGGUUCUGCCGCCGUCACCUGGCUCUGUUGCCUGGAUACCAGUCCUGGCUCCGCCCCCCCGGGUCCUGGCUCCGCCCCCCCGCCAGGUGCUUCUCCUCGGCCCCCCCGGCCCGGCGGCGGCUGGUCCUGAAGGUUCUGCUGGGUCUCGGUGUCGCCGCCCCAGCGGCGGCGGGAGUUCGAUACUCGCUGGCCGACGCCCGAGAGAGGAGGAAGAUCCGGGUCGUCACCGAGGGAAUCGCUCGAUUCUGCAGGUCUCUGUCUGUGGGGCUGCUCAUCUCCGUGGAUUACUGGUGGACCAGCAACGUGGCCCUGAGGGGCCUGGAUGAGAGCAGCCCCGGCUACGCCACACUUCUGUCCUCCUGCCACCAGAGGGCAGCAGAGCGGAUGGUGGAGGGGGCCGUGCUGAACGGGGGCCUGUACGUGAAACUGGGCCAGGGCCUGUGCUCCUUCAACCACCUGCUGCCCCCCGAGUUCACCCGGACCCUGGGGGCCCUGGAGGACCGGGCCCUGGGGGGCCCUAACGAGGUGGACCAGCUGUUCCUGGAGGACUUCAGCAGAACUCCAGACCAGAUGUUCAGGAACUUCAACUACCAACCCGUGGCUGCAGCCAGUCUGGCUCAGGUUCACCAGGCCCAGCUGGAGGACGGGACCCCGGUGGCCGUCAAGGUCCAGUACAUCGACCUCAGGGACCGGUUUGACGGGGACAUCAGGACCUUGGAGAUCCUGCUGGACAUCGUCAAGUGGAUGCACCCCAGUUUUGGAUUCCGCUGGGUCCUCAAGGACCUGAAGGGGACUCUGGCCCAGGAGCUGGACUUUGAGAACGAGGCCCGGAACUCUGAACGCUGCGCUGAAGAGCUGAAGCAGCUCCGGUUCGUGGUGGUUCCCAAGGUGUUCUGGGAGCAGACCAGCAAGAGAGUCCUGACUGCAGAGUUCUGCUCCGGCUGCAAGAUCAACGACGUGGAGGAAAUGAAGAGACAAGGAAUCAGCCUGAAGGACGCUGCAGACAAACUCAUCAGAACGUUUGCAGAGCAGAUCUUCUACACCGGCUUCAUCCACGCUGACCCUCACCCUGGAAACGUUCUGGUCCGACCAGGACCCGACAGAACGGCUGAGCUGGUUCUGCUGGACCACGGACUCUACGAAUUCCUGCCCCCACACCACAGGGAGGCGCUGUGUCAGCUGUGGAGGGCCGUGAUCCUGAGAGACGAGGAGGCCAUGAAGAAGAACGCCGCCGCGCUGGGGGUCAAAGAGCACCUGCUGUUCUGCGAGAUGCUGCUGCAGCGACCCGUCAGCCUGCGGUUCCCGGGCCUGGCCGACGUGCUGACCCGGGAGGAGACGGCCUACAUGCGUAGCAUGGCGGUUAGCCGCUUCGCUAGCGUGAUGCAGGUGCUGCGCUGCAUGCCCCGCCCCCUCCUGCUGGUGCUGCGGAACAUCAACACGGUCCGGGCCAUCAACACGGCGCUGGGGGGCCCGGUGGACCGGCACUGCGUCAUGGCCAAGAGUGCGGUUCGGGGCUGGGGGAAGAUCCAGGCCCAGAAGGGGGUUCUGACCCGGUUCUGGAUCCUGCGCUGGUUCCGGUCGGCCUGGGAGAGCCUGAAGUUCGAGCUGGCGCUGAGGUCCGACAUGGUGCUGAUGGUUCUGACCCGGAAGCUGCUGCAGCUGCUGCAGGUUCUGGGUCUGGUGGAGCUGGACCCGGAGGUGGCCCAGUACCUGAGCUAGCAGAACCAGAACCAGAACCAGAAC